UUGAAAUCGAACAGGAAAUACAGUUGUUGUUGUUUUUUAUCAUGUUGAGCUUUCUUUUCAUUUUUCACUUCUUCGCACAUUAAGCCCUAAAGGCGUUUGUGUAACAUUCACUCUUCAUAAGGACUACAGCAGAGACGUCAGGGGAACAAAUAUCCAAGUUUAGCUGCUAACAUCAGUCUUGCUCAGCCUCUGUUUGGAACCUUUUCUGGCUUGCUUACUUAAGUUUCCAUUAUUCAAUGCAUGUGUGACUUCAAACCGCCUUAUCAAGGAAAAGGCUCUUGGCAACAUGGGGGGCUCACUUCUACUUCAGCUUUUAACACUAGUCCACAUUCUGCUGUGUUGUAAAAGUUUGAAAAUGGAGUUUGCUAUCCGGCACACCUGGGACAGCAACCCUGUUGAUCAUGACCCCAUCAGGAUCUCCUUCUCUGAUGCGAAAUCAGGGCUGAGAAUGGAGGUGUCUGGCCCAUUCUUCAACGACCCAGCAGCUCCUUCGGGUGAACCUGGCAUUGCCUUCCCUGGACUCUGGGAUUAUGAAGUUGUGGAGUCCUUCUUCCUUGACAGCACAAAAGAAAAUUACUUGGAGGUGGAGCUUUGCCCACACGGACAACACCUUAUACUACUACUGUCAGGAGUCGGUAACGCUUUUUAUCAACAACUGCCGAUCGAUUUUACUACCACAAAAUCAGGGGAUAGAUGGACUGGCGAGGCCGUGAUCCCAUGGACAUACUUUCCUCCCAACGUCAACAAGAUGAACUCUUAUGCCAUUCAUGGCUCAGGAGCGGCACGUACAUAUGAAGCUCUCUACCCCAUCCCUAAAGCCGACAUCGUGGAAGGCCAACAGCCAAAUUUCCAUCGCCUGGAGUAUUUCCAAAAUUUCCGCCUGCAGAGCAUUAUGGGAGAGGAUUGGGUCCAGCCUGAAUCUGAUCUGUGGAAGGGAAAGGCCUGAGCUUUUCAUGAAAGCCCAUCUUUCCAUGUGUUUCCUUUGCAGAAAGAAACGCCAAACCAAAUCAGCUAUAGGGCAAAACUGUGAACAUUUUCUGACAGCGACCAAAGAGAAAUCCUUCUUUAUCAUUUAAUGAUGCAGAACAAUUUGACAGAAAAUAUGUUAUCAGCUUGUCAGACCGUGUUGCACUCUACACACCCAGACGCACUCGUUGCAUAACAUCAGACAUCCUCCGCAUAAAUUGUGCGAGCACAGUGUGACCUACGAUUUGCAUGAUGGCUUCGGUGAUCAUUAUGACAUCCAGCACCUCCAUGACCUAAAGGUUUGGCUUCAUUAAGUUAGCCUGCGACGAGUCCAAAUAUUUUUUUUUCUGCUGUUGUUUAGAGAACACAUGCUGAUAAUGAUAGAAGUUUAAUAUUGUUUGUCAUUUAUAAUGUACAUUAUUCCUAGUGAUUCACCUGUCAGUACAUAUACAAGAUUAACUUUUAGAAAAUUAAGAUAAAACAACAUGUUCUUUUGCAACUUCGCUUUUAGAUACUCUUAAAAUAGCCAGAGCAAUUAUUUUUCUAACUUACCUCUUGGUUGUACUUCAUCAAUUGUCAUUCAAACAUAAAAAGAUGUCUCAUUAGUCUUUUUUAUGAGCGAUAAAUUACCUCUUCACCUCGACUACAGUGCAAUAAUUUGUGUAAUUUAUUUUUCUUGUCUCGUGUCAUCCUUGCUUACUUUCCCACUUACUAAUAUAUUAUUUCAAUCACACGAAUGAUGAAUAAAGAUUAACAAAUGUCUGUGUUCA
This is a messenger RNA of Fundulus heteroclitus (mummichog), 1736 nucleotides long. RefSeq names its product chromosome unknown C4orf33 homolog (gene cunh4orf33). NCBI's taxonomy places the organism in Eukaryota, Metazoa, Chordata, Actinopteri, Cyprinodontiformes, Fundulidae. The coding region runs from base 287 to 946 and encodes 219 amino acids. The transcript is spliced from 7 exons. The record is from RefSeq and is a predicted model, not a curated record.